AUGUCCGCCCUUUGUCUGAAACGAAAGAAUGGUGCUAAUGCGCUCGCGGAAGGAUUCCUCUUCGGAGUGGCAUCAUUGCUGAUCAUAGGGGAAACGUGGCGCUCGUCGCGCAAUCAGUCAAAACGAAGAGAUAGCGUAGAUGACCAGUUGGAGGAGUUACAGACCAAAUUACAACAGCUUACGGACAAGACAAUGUCGCUGCAAGAAAUGUUUGAGGAACGUUGGUCGGAGGAGAAGCAACGCAAUGACGAGCUUAGUCGAAUAUUGGAACGCGUUGUUGAAAUUGGACUCAGGGGCGGCUGGGCCGAAUUUGAGGACACUCCAUUGGCACUUCCCCGCAUACGUCUUUCGCCUACACGCUCUUCUGAAGAGCCGACAUCUUCGCCCAAUGCCAUGGACAACGCGACUACCGACCCUCUUGGUACUAGUUCUGACCCACCAUCUUCUUCGAAUCCAGGAGCUAGACUACGAUGA
Fibroporia radiculosa is the source of this 474-nucleotide messenger RNA. RefSeq lists its product as uncharacterized. The record is from RefSeq and is a predicted model, not a curated record. Lineage: Eukaryota; Fungi; Basidiomycota; Agaricomycetes; Polyporales; Fibroporiaceae. Gene Ontology annotation, cellular component: mitochondrion. Bases 1 to 474 code for a protein of 157 amino acids. Gene Ontology annotation, biological process: regulation of lipid metabolic process. The transcript has 3 exons.